AUGGCGAUUGCUUUGGCUGAGGCGGACAAGUAUGAGAUCUUGGAAAAGAUCGGAUGCGGUUCCUUCGGGAUCAUUCGCAAGGUGAAGCGGAAGACAGAUGGAUUCAUUCUCUGCCGCAAAGAGAUCAACUACAUCAAAAUGUCCCAAAAAGAGCGAGAGCAACUCACCGCUGAGUUCAACAUCUUAAGCUCCCUCCGACACCCGAACAUCGUCGCUUACUACCAUCGCGAACACCUCAAGGCCAGCCAGGAUCUGUAUCUGUACAUGGAAUACUGCGGUGGUGGAGAUCUGAGCAUGGUCAUCAAGAACCUUAAGAAGGUCAAUAAAUAUGCGGAGGAGGAGUUCGUUUGGCGCAUCCUAUCUCAACUCGUGACCGCCCUUUUCCGCUGCCAUUAUGGCCACGAUCCCGCUGAGGUUGGAUCCAAUAUUCUGGGACAGCAGGCCAAGGCAUCCGGUCUCAAGGGAAAGCAAGGACAGGUCACUAUUCUCCACCGAGACCUGAAGCCGGAGAACAUCUUCCUUGGAAGCGACAACACUGUCAAGCUGGGUGACUUUGGUCUUUCCAAGCAGAUGCAGUCCCACGACUUUGCCUCCACAUAUGUCGGUACCCCCUUCUACAUGUCCCCAGAGAUCUGUGCCGCCGAAAAAUACACUCUUCGCUCAGACAUUUGGGCCGUUGGAUGUAUCAUGUAUGAGCUUUGCGCCAAAGAGCCCCCUUUCAACGCUCGAACACACAUCCAGCUGGUCCAGAAGAUCCGCGAGGGCAAAUUCAACGCUCUCCCUGAUUGCUACUCCCCGGAGUUGAAGAAUGUAAUUGGGAGCUGCUUGCGAGUCAACCCCGAUCACCGCCCUGACACUGCCGCGCUAAUCAACCUCCCUAUCAUCCGUCUCAUGCGAAAGGAGAAGGAGGUUGUAGAUCUUGGUAAGAUUCUCCGACGCCGCGAAGAGGUUGCCGUUCAGAAGGUUCGCGAGAUCGAGCAAACUCUGGCCAAAGCGGAGAAGGAAAAACAACAAUUGAAGACCGAGAUCGAAAGCACCGUUCGAAGAGAGUGGGAGGUGAAGGCGCGGUUGGAGAUUGACCGACAGGUGCAAAAUGAAUUGGAUCGACUUCGCAAGCGAUUCGAGAGUGAGGUCCAGGAGCGAGUCUCCAUCGAAGUCGAAAAAGAGAAACAGAAGCAGAAGAGCAAUAGCAACUCUCGCGAGGAAGCCUUCCGUGCAAGCCUCCGUCGUUCAGGCCCUCGAACAUCAUCUCGAGCCAGCGGCCAAACCUCACGCUCUUCAACUACUGAUGAUGCCGGUACCCCUCCCAGCACCGAUAUCAGCCAGCUUUCGUUAGAAUCUCCCACAUCCAACACUAUGAAGCAAAAGCGAGAGACUCGCACUCCUCUCUGCCGCUCAAAAACAACCGUGGUGGACUCUCCGCAGGAUGUUCAGAUGGCCGAGCCUUCUCCUAUCUCCAUCGCUUCCCUUUCUUUGUCGCCACGGCGUACGUCUGCGACUGCAGGUUCUCGAAACAUCUUCGCGGAAGCUGAGCGCCAAAAGGCGAAAUGGGAGCCAACCCUAGCCUACUCAGAUGACGAAGACGACACACCAGACCUCCCAUCACCCACCCGCCCCAAGGUCAAGCCUGAUCCCUUCAAGGCUCACCCCCGACAGCUCCUCCGCCAGAACACAGCGACCCUCGUGCAAAAACUCAACACUCAGCCACCCCUUUUCCCCUCGAACGGAUCUCGCCUGCCUCAAUCAACAUCCGUCUCCCCUACUCGCUCCGAAGACCGCAGCAGCAUGAAUGCCGGUUCUCCAACCCGUAAGACUGGUUCGAAGCAAUCUCCAUCCAAGCUCAACGCUGGUGGUGAUGAGAUGUACAAGGCUGUGAUGCAGCGCAACAUGGGUGGCCGUACCUUGGUCGAACUUGCCCAGGCCCGUGCUGGUGGCCGUUCGAUGGAUGAGGUUAAGCGAUGUGCUAGCGACUCCCGUGCGACCUCCAGCCUCAGAUGCUCUGAGCGCGAGCCUCCUGCGAUUUGGGACCCCGAGCGCGACGAGAUGCCGAGCCCGUUCCUGGCCCGAGGGAAGAAGAUCAUCCGCAAUCUGCGGUAA
Molecule: messenger RNA, 2097 nt
Organism: Penicillium waksmanii
Lineage: Eukaryota; Fungi; Ascomycota; Eurotiomycetes; Eurotiales; Aspergillaceae
Gene: nimA
Product: serine/threonine protein kinase nimA
Exons: 4
Coding region: 1-2097 (698 amino acids)
Biological process (GO): chromosome segregation; protein phosphorylation
Cellular component (GO): nucleus; cytoplasm; centrosome
Molecular function (GO): ATP binding; protein kinase activity
Source: RefSeq, a predicted model, not a curated record